Molecule: messenger RNA, 4553 nt
Organism: Mauremys reevesii (Reeves's turtle)
Lineage: Eukaryota; Metazoa; Chordata; Testudines; Geoemydidae
Gene: DPYSL5
Product: dihydropyrimidinase like 5
Exons: 13
Coding region: 201-1895 (564 amino acids)
Cellular component (GO): cytosol; cytoplasm
Molecular function (GO): hydrolase activity, acting on carbon-nitrogen (but not peptide) bonds, in cyclic amides
Source: RefSeq, a predicted model, not a curated record
GGGAGGAGGCCCCGCCCACCUGGGGCAGGGGUCGGGCUGUGAUUGGCUAAGGGGCGGUGGCUCGGCCCCGCCCCCUCUCCGGCCCGCAGAGCGCAGCAGGUUGGUGGGAGAGGCGAGGCGCGGACGGGCGCGAGGCGAGCAGCGGAGCCGCCGCGGAGCGCAGGGUGAGGGGGGCAGCGGCCAACGGAGGCGGCAGAGUCAUGCUUGCCAACUCGGCCACGAUGCGGAUCCUCAUCAAGGGGGGGAAGGUGGUGAAUGACGACUGCACCCUGGAGGCUGAUGUCUACAUUGAGAAUGGCAUCAUCCAGCAAGUGGGCCGGGAGCUCAUGAUCCCGGGAGGGGCCAAGGUGAUCGACGCCACUGGGAAGCUGGUGAUCCCGGGCGGCAUCGACACCAGCACUCACUUCCACCAGACCUUCAUGAACGCCACCUGCGUGGACGACUUCUAUCACGGCACCAAGGCUGCUCUGGUCGGAGGGACGACCAUGGUCAUCGGCCACGUGCUGCCCGACAGGGAGACCUCCCUCCUGGAUGCCUACGAGAAGUGCCGGAGCCUGGCCGACCCCAAGGUCUGCUGUGACUACGCCCUGCACAUGGGCAUCACCUGGUGGGCCCCCAAGGUGAAGUCGGAGAUGGAGAGCCUGGUGCGGGAGAAGGGGGUGAACUCCUUCCAGAUGUUCAUGACCUACAAGGACGUGUACAUGCUGCGGGACAGCGAGCUCUACCAAGUCUUCCUCGCCUGCAAGGACAUUGGCGCCAUCGCCCGGGUGCACGCUGAGAACGGGGAGCUAGUGGCAGAGGGUGCGAAGGAGGCGCUGGAUUUGGGCAUCACGGGACCAGAGGGAAUUGAGAUCAGCCGACCGGAGGAGCUGGAGGCUGAAGCCACGCACCGUGUGAUCACCAUCGCCAACCGGACUCACUGCCCCGUCUACCUGGUCAACGUGUCCAGCGUGUCUGCCGGCGACGUCGUGGCUGCUGCUAAGAUGCAAGGGAAGGUGGUGUAUGCAGAGACCACCACGGCGCACGCCACGCUGACGGGCCUGCACUAUUAUCACCAGGACUGGUCCCACGCCGCCGCCUACGUCACCGUGCCGCCCCUGCGGCUGGACACCAACACCUCCACCUACCUCAUGAGCCUGCUAGCCAACGACACCCUGAAUGUCGUGGCUUCGGACCACCGGCCCUUCACCAGCAAGCAGAAAGCCAUGGGCAAGGAGGACUUCACCAAGAUCCCGCACGGCGUGAGCGGCGUGCAAGACCGCAUGAGCGUCAUCUGGGAGCGGGGUGUGGUCGGGGGGAAGAUGGACGAGAACCGCUUUGUAGCCGUGACCAGCUCGAACGCAGCCAAGAUCCUCAACCUGUACCCACGGAAGGGCCGCAUCAUCCCCGGGGCCGACGCAGACAUUGUGGUGUGGGACCCUGAAGCCACCAGGACCAUCUCUGCCAGCACCCAGGUGCAGGGGGGAGACAUCAGCCUGUACGAGAACAUGCGCUGCCACGGGGUGCCGCUGGUCACCAUCAGCCGCGGGCGCGUGGUCUACGAGAACGGCGUCUUCAUGUGUGCUGAGGGCACCGGCAAGUUCUGCCCGCUCCGCUCCUUCCCCGACUCCGUCUACAAGAAGCUUGUCCAGCGAGAGAAGAGUUUAAAGCUUAGGGGCGUGGAGCGCACCCCCUACCUGGGGGACGUGGCUGUGGUUGUGCAUGCUGGGAAAAAGGAGACGGGGACUCCACUUGCAGAUACCCCCACCCGACCUGCCACUCGACACGGGGGCAUGAGGGACCUUCACGAGUCCGGCUUCAGCCUAUCCGGUUCUCAGAUCGAUGACCACGUUCCAAAGCGAGCUUCGGCCCGGAUUCUCGCUCCCCCCGGAGGCAGGUCUAGCGGCAUUUGGUAAAACCAGCGACCUGUCCCCAAACUAAGGACGCAGCAGCAGCACCCCACUCCUCCUGCCGGCCCCGCCCCCACCGGAAGACCUGGCCGUGCCGCCUCCACGCCCACCCCCUGGGCACCGAGACACCACAGUGCUGUCCAGCAGGGCUGUUUGCCAUCCAGUCCCGCCAGGGAGGAGGCUGCGGGCCGUGCCCUCCUGCGGGUGGGGCAUGGCAGGGGCUGCCCUCAAUUUGUGGCCAUGCACCCGCGCUCGACUGCAGCUCCUUUCUGUGGGAUAACGUUUGCUUUGCAGGCUGCGCAGCUGGGCUCCUGGGCCCACGGCGUGCAGCGUGGGGCAGGUGGGGCGCUGGUGCGGGCCGGGCCAGGCAGGGGGAGGGAGGGAGGGCGGCCUCUACGUUCCCUUUUCUGUUUGCACGUUGGAUUUGGAUCAGUGAGUUUUGACUUGUUUGUGCAUCACGUGAAAAUAAUCCCAGGUGGUUUGUGUCAUUAGCGUUAGGGGAGAAGCGGGAGAAGGGCCAGGCCCCACGGCAGGAAGGGGGCGCAGGACCUCCCCCAUCAGGCUGCUGAUUCCGUGCUAUGGACAGCAGGCUCAGCAAGGAGGGUGAGGCCCCCCCCGGUACGCAUGGUGCAAGGGCCCCCGACUAUGGCCAGAUGUGCUACCCCCCUGCCCCCGACACACACACAGAUUCCCCCUCCAUCCCUGUGUGGGGAUGUGCUACACGCGCACGCACACACACCCGGUGGGGGUGGGGGGGUCAGGACUCCUGGGUUCUAUCCCAGCUCUUGCCAGCACCCCGUGGCUGGGCUCCAUUCGAUGGGUGAUGGACCGAGCCCCCUUGGGAAGCAUCGAGUUCCUGAACGGGUAUGUCCCUUCCCCUUCCUUGCAGGUGGUUGCCGUGGGAACGAGCCCAAUGAACCUACCUCCCAGUUGAGCCAGGUUCAAGAGUUUGAAAAAUCCCAGCUUCCCUGAGCCUGAUGUGUCUCCCCCUCCCCCCUCCGGCAGUGCCAGUGGGCUGGCCCUGUUCCCCCUCCCCCCUCCGGCAGUGCCAGUGGGCUGGCCCUGUUCCCCCGCCCCCUCCGGCAGUGCCAGUGGGCUGGCCCUGUUCCCCCUCCCCCUCCGGCAGUGCCAGUGGGCUGGCCUAACUCCCCCUCCCCCGGCAGUGCCAGUGGACUGGCCCUGUUCCCACCCUCCCUGUAGCAGUGUCAUUGGGCUGCUCCAUCAGCUGGGGCACCAUGGUGGGAGGGGGCACCCCCUGCGCCCCAGAGACCUGCUAGUGGGGCCGCUCGCAGUGAAAUCAGACUGGCCCUGAGCCCCAGCUGGGGGGGAUGGGAUGCUCCUGAGCCAACCCUGCCUUCUCCCAGCCCCAGGGGAGCCCCUUGCUAGCCCUGCAGGGUCAGCUCUGGGAUCCCCCUCGGGGCACGUGAGAGCCGGCACCCCAGGGUGCAGCCAGUCCCUGCCUCGAGGCUCUAACAGCCCAAGAGCCAGGGAGAUUUCUGGUGCCAGAGGCCGGCUGUUGGGAGGUGGGGGCAUCUCUGGUGCCAGAGGCCAGUUGUUGAGGGCUAGGGGAUCCCCUGGUGCCAGUGGCUGGCUGUUGGGGCAUGGGGGGCCCCUGGAGCCAGAGGAUGGCCAUUGAGGGUGGGGGCCCCCUCAAGCCAGAGGAUGGCUGUUGGGGGCUGGGGGUAUCCCUUGAGCCAGGGGCCGGCUCUUGGGAGGUGGGAGAUCCUCGGGAGCCAGAGACUGGCUGUUGAGAUGGAGGGUGUCCCUGGAGCCAGAGGCCGUCUGUUGUGGGGUGGGGGUCCCCUGGAGCCAGAGGAUGGCUGUUGAGGGUGAGGGUCUUGGGAGGGGGAGAUCCCGUGGAGCCAGAGGCCGGCCGUUAGGGGAUGGGGGGUCCCCCUGAGCCCAUUGUUCUUUUUCCAACCCUGUGACAUCCUUGCUGUCUGAACCUGCCACAGCCUCCAGGAGACCCUGGCCCCCCAGCCACUGUGCCGCUGAUACGCAGGCCCUAUGAGUCCCCCCAUAUCUUCUGCCUGGCUGCCAUCUCUCCCUGAGGUCAGGGCCAGCCACUGGGACGUCCUCCUGGCUGCAGUGGCCACCUUCCCUUUGCAGAGCCCCAGGAGCAGCUGAGGCCCAGUGGCUGAGAUGAGCAGGGUCUCUGCCUGGAUGGCUGCCGCUCUGGGGGCUCAGGGCUUGGCAGGAGUGACUCCUCCUGGUCUGGCUGCUCGCGGGUCAGAGCUCAGCCCUGCAUGCUGGGCAGAGGCUGUGCCAGGCGGUCAUGGACUGGGGCGUCCGGACACCACAGUGAACCCCAACUCGUCCAUCAGUGGGAGCAGCAAGGAAUCCAGCUCCCGAGCGUAUGCCGGCCACGGGAGUCCCAGCCACGAGCCACGCCUCUCACAUAAUGGUGCUAAACCGUGUUGGCCGCGAGGCUGCACACUCCUGUGCUUUAACCGUCUGCAUCUGGCAGAACAAGAACAAGCAGCAGCCCUGAGCCCGGGGGCCCAGGGCCGGUUCUCAGUGGACUCGAGCGACUUCUCCUGUGUUUCUCCUCCAUGUUCCUUUGGGGUAGCGUGAAAUGUGAAAUGUAACUUGUGCACUUUUUCCACUAGCUGGUACCUGUAGGUGUGGGAGCAGCCAGGCGGGGGCGCUGGCUCCCGGGCGCAG